GAGUACGGUAUUACCGGCGAAUUCGUCAUGGCUAUGAUACUCGCAAGCGAAAUGCAUUCAGUUGUAUGCCAGCAUCUUUUGGAGAGACAUCAAAACUCCCUCCAUCACAUUGAGAGCCAUGAAGCUCGUCCUGUUGUUAUCAGUUCUCUUGGCAUUGGUCGUCUGUUUCCAGGCAGCGGAAGUCAGAGGUAAACCAGAUCACAGGGACAGAAGAGAAACCGACAGUUAUCCAGAAGUCGAUGAGGAGGGAGCCGAUGAGGAAGAUGACGUAGGCGAUGAUGAUGACGAUAUUCAAUUUGACCCCAACACAAGAGAACAUCCAUGUAACAAGAAGACGUGUCGCCGUGGUGAGGAAUGUUACGUAGACAAAGGCAAAAAAGUCAGGUGUCGCUGUGUACAGCACUGUACCCCAGAACCGGACCCCAGAUAUAUGGUAUGCAGCAACAAAAACCUAACGUUUGACAGCGAGUGCCACAUGGACAGGGAGGCGUGCUUGUGCCGCCGGCGACAACCGCUGUGUGGCAACCCCAACUUCAAGACUCUGAGACUGGACUACUACGGCGAGUGCAAACAGCUUACGUCAUGCAAGGAUUUCGAAAUGGAACAAUUUCCUUCACGCAUGUCCAACUGGCUCUUUAAAGUCAUGGAGGAAUUGGCCAGAAGAAAUGAACUGGAGGCGGAUUAUAUACAGAUGCUUAAGUCUGCCGAGUCUGACAAAAAUCAUGUGGACGCCAUCCUUUGGAAAUUCUGCGACCUUGACGUUCACCCACAAGACAGAUUUGUAACUCGCCGUGAGCUGCUCUUUGUCAUUGCCACUGUAAAGCCAAUGGAGCACUGUUUGUCCCCAUUCUUAGACCUGUGCGAUGCCAACAAAGACCGUAAAAUCAGUCUAUACGAAUGGGGCAAUUGCCUGGGGGUGAAGCAAGGUAAAGACCAGUUGAUUUUAAAAUGUUCUGAAUUAAACCACGCUUGUUAUUUAUAGCCUCGUAACUCUUCACAUCCUAAAUAGCGUGCUAAGGACCAUUCAUCUGAAAAUCCUACUACAUGUGACUUAUCUAACCAACGAUAUAAAGAAGGUCAUAAGGUAACCCUAUAAAUAUGUCAUUAUAGGUGCAGUUUUCCUGGGUUUUUUUUUUUAUUGCAAAUAGUAAUUUUAUAUAAAGUUUAAAAACAUGAAUGGGUUGUAUUAAAUGUUUGAUGCAAAAUCAUUCUAAAAACUCCAAAUUGGCAGAUACACUAAGAACUGAAGCAAAACCCUGAACCUAUCCCUACCAUUGCUAACCGGCGAAUAAGACAUGUACCACAGGGUCUUUUUUGGUGGGGGGGGGGUGUCUUGUAAUCUUCAUACAUCCAAUGGUAUGCCGUUUUGAACAUCCUCUAUGCGGUGUUUGAAGUCAGGUAUGAGAAGUUAAAUGCUGGUUUUACCGAUGUUUCUGCGACUGAUCGUCCGCAGGCUGUGUAGCAGAGAUCUAAGCACUCUUUGAAUAAAAAUUCAAGACAACUUUGGACUUUUUCCUUUAAUUUUUUUUUAUGUAUUUUUCUCAGCUACUAAUUCUGCUUAGCAUUGAGUAAACAAAAUACUCACGUUAUUUUAAAUUCACACCAUCUUUUUUCACUUACUAAUUCUGCUUAGCAUUACAAGUGAGUAAACAAAAUACUCUCCUAUUUUAAAUUCACACCAUCUUUUCUCAGCUACUAAUUCUGCUUGGCAUUAUAAGUGAGUAAACAAAGUACUCUUAUUAUUUUAAAUUCACACCAUCUUUUCUCAGCUACUAAUUCUGAUUAGCAUUAUAAGUGAGUAAACAAAGUACUCUCAUUAUUGUAAAUUCACACCAUCUUUUCUCAGCUACUAAUUCUGAUUACCGUAGCAUUAUAAGUGAGUAAACAUUUUAAAUUCACACGUGUUCACGGGGUGAACUUGGCCAAUUUGGCCUGUUUGACUUCAUGCCAAGGCAAUGUUUUAUCAAUUUAUUCCAGUGGAAGGCCAAGAAACAGUAGAGAAAUUGCUGAGUUUUCAAUGCCAUGAAAAUAAUUAGUUUUCCAUUUAUUUUUCCGGAAACAUACAAAAACACACUUCUUGGGUUUCUUUUAUAUUGUAUUUUGUCAAAGAGAUAAGAAAAAGAGCAUGGUCAACUUUGGAAUUGACCUAUCUAAUUUCUGCGUAUAUAUCCUAUUUCAGACAACCUUGAGAUUCGAUGUAAGAACGUUCACAAGAAGAACAGAAGAAGAUAAACAAGGAUUGGUUAUGUGUCCAAUUAAAUAGCAGGCCUAGAGGAAAGGCGAAUCAGGCUCCGGCUUUCUGUUAAUAGCAAUGCUAAAGAGUUAAUACGUUAGAGGCGGGUUACAUGUUUGCAACAUAAAGGUGUUGAAGGACGAAUAUACUAAAUACCAAAGCAUACACACACAGACACACCAAAUAUCCAGGUUGUAGAUGUAAAAAAAAAAAAAAAGAUAUUUGUGCACAGCUUCAGAAUUGUUUUAAACAGCGCGAGUCUUCAUAUUUAUUGAAUGAUAAUUUUACCGUCAUUUUUUAUGUUGCUUUUGAUGACUAUUGUGAAUAAAAGUAUCCCUUGUGGAA
Molecule: messenger RNA, 2578 nt
Organism: Ostrea edulis (European flat oyster)
Lineage: Eukaryota; Metazoa; Mollusca; Bivalvia; Ostreida; Ostreidae
Product: SPARC-like
Exons: 9
Coding region: 119-982 (287 amino acids)
Biological process (GO): anatomical structure development
Molecular function (GO): calcium ion binding; collagen binding; protein binding
Source: RefSeq, a predicted model, not a curated record